Messenger RNA from Nymphaea colorata (pocket water lily), 2443 nucleotides. RefSeq names its product pentatricopeptide repeat-containing protein At5g46580, chloroplastic-like. The transcript has a single exon. The coding region runs from base 140 to 2296 and encodes 718 amino acids. Lineage: Eukaryota; Viridiplantae; Streptophyta; Magnoliopsida; Nymphaeales; Nymphaeaceae. Gene Ontology annotation, molecular function: protein binding. The record is from RefSeq and is a predicted model, not a curated record.
UACCUCCCUCCCUCUCUGCUGCAGAAGAUGAAGAUAAGGUUCUUAUUCUCUGCACCCAAAUAAAGUACAGAAAAUAUUUGAGAAAGAAUUUCGUUAUAGGAGACGAAAUCUAUUCGCAACUGAGGCUUCUUUUGUAGCCAUGGCUUCAAUCCCUGCAUUUGGAGAUACCCAUUUCGUGUCUUCGUUCCACACAGCCGUAAAACCCUCUAAAACCCCUCCGAAUCCUCUGAAUCCCACCAUCCUCUUUCCCUUCCCCUCCGCCACUUCCGCCGGUAAGUCUACGAGAACCCUCUGCCAAGCUUCCCCAAGUGAAUCUCCUCCAAAACCGCCUCCGAAUUUAGCGGAGCAGCUGCAGCCUCUCUACCAGAGGCUUCUCUCUCAGAGCAACACCGCCAACUCCUCCCCUGCCCAACCCUUGCGGAAACCCAAAUCCACAUGGGUCAAUCCCUCCAGGCCCAGGCACUCUGUGCUCACUCUACAGCGCCACAAGCGCCUCUCCCAUGCUUGGAAUCCCCACCUCAAGGAGCUCAAGGUCUUCGUCAAGAAACUCAACGAUUGCGACCUCUCUCAGGCGUCCCUGGAGACCUCCCUUGCCGAACUUGAACAGCCACCAAGCAAAGAGGACGCCCUCUUGAUCCUCAAUAGUUUGAGACCAUGGCAGAAGGCCCAUCUCUUCUUCAAUUGGUUGCAGACCCACCACGCCGAAUUCGCCUCCGAGACCGUCUUCUACAAUGUGGUCAUGAAGAGCUUGAGGUAUGGGAAGCAGUGGGAGAUCGUCGAAGGCCUCGCCAGAGAGAUGAUUCAGAAAGGUAUCGCUUUCGACAACGUUACUUACUCUACCAUCAUCACAUGCGCUAAGAAAUGCCGGCUUUUUGAAAAGGCCAUCGAAUGGUUUGAUAGAAUGUAUCACACUGGUUGUAUGCCUGAUGAAGUUACCUACUCUGCAAUUCUUGAUGUUUAUGCUAAACUGGGUAGAGUAGAGGAUGUCUUGACUCUGUAUGAGAGAGGUAGAGCAGAUGGGUGGCAGCCGGACGUCGUAGCUUUCUCCGUUCUGGGCAAAAUGUUCGGGGAGACUGGAGAUUACGACGGAAUCCGGUAUGUCCUGGAGGAAAUGAAAAGUAUCGGUGUUAGGCCAAAUGUGAUUGUGUAUAAUACGUUUCUAGAAGCACUGGGCAAGGCUGGGAAACCAGGUCUGGCGAGGAGUCUUUUUGAGGAGAUGACCAGUGCUGGCCUAACGCCUGACGCUAUUACGCUGACUGCGCUCGUCAAGAUUUACGGGAAGGCGAGGUGGGGAAGAGACGCCCUGCAACUUUGGCAACAGAUGAAGUUGAACAAAUGGCCAAUGGACUUCAUUCUUUACAAUACUUUGUUGAGUAUGUGUGCUGACCUUGGGCUUGAAGAUGAAGCAGAGAAGCUGUUUGAAGAUAUGCGUCAAUCAAUCAACUGCAAGCCAGACAGUUUUAGUUACACCGCGCUGCUUAACAUCUAUGCUAGUGGCGGUGAAGUUGAGAAGGCUCAGAAACUGUUUGAAGAGAUGCUGGAAUCUGAAAAUAAGCUCAAUGUCAUGAGUUCUACCUGCCUUAUUCAAUGUUUUGGUAGAGCCAGGAGAAUCGAUGAUGUGGCGAGAGUGUUUGAUGUUGCAGUUGACAGAGGAAUAGUACCAGAUGAUAGGAUGUGUGGAUCGCUCUUGUCUGUAGCCUCUUUCUGCGAGAAUGAUGAGGUUGAUAAGGUUCUUGCUUGCUUGGCAAGAGUAAAUCCUAGGCUGGUUAGGUUUGUAGAAAUGAUCAGCAACCCAGGAAUCGAUUUUGAAAUGGUUAAAGAAGAGUUCAGAGCAGUACUUAAUGAAGCUUCUGUUGAAGUGCGGAGGCCUUUCUGCAAUUGUCUGAUAGAUAUAUGUCGCAAGCGCAACCUCGCUAGCAGGGCUCAUGAAUUGCUUUAUUUGGGAGUCGUCUUUGGCUUGUACUCUGGACUGCAUACCAAAUCCAACAGCGAAUGGUCCUUAAACCUCAGAAACUUGUCAGUAGGUGCGGCUUAUACUGCACUUGAAGAUUGGGUGAGAGCUCUGUCAAAAGCUGUUCAAAGAGACGAAGCGUUGCCCGAGUCGUUUGCAAUUCAUACGGGUGUUGGAGCUCAUAAGUUCUCUAAGGGUCUGUCAUCUAUUUUUGAUUCGCACUUAAAAAAGAUGGCUUCACCGUUCAAUCUGAAUGACCAGAGGCCUGGAUGGUUCAUAGCUUCACAAGAUGAAGUGGUUUCAUGGGUGCAAAAUGGGGAUUUAUCCACCUUAGCUGCCACAUAGCAGAGGAUCUUACGCGUUUAAAUUAAAAGCAAUGGCUUUCUUAUUCUCCGCAGCUUAUACUUCUUAGACGAGUACCUAUUUCCUUCUGGCUUUGUAAAAGUAUAUCAGAGUAAAAUUUAAGAUGCUAAGAUUGAACAAUUCUUUCCA